AUGAUAGAGACACUGCUAAUGCCUCGGACGAUCAGGGCUUAUCUCACAUCUCUUCCCGAUAUUUGCAACGAGAUCUCCGCCCUCUUCGAAAAAGCCCUCGCCCCUAAUAGUCCAGAAUACUGGGGGAGAAUUAAUCCAGAAUGGAGCUUGUGCAACAAAGGAAGGAGGCAGUCACCUAUAAAUGUUGAGCCCCACAAGUUGCUCUACGACCCCUUCCUGAGGCACAUAAUUGUCGACAAGCCCAAGGUAAUGAAUAUCACAUAA
This is a messenger RNA of Nezara viridula (southern green stink bug), 264 nucleotides long. The record is from the annotation of a GenBank genome assembly. Lineage: Eukaryota; Metazoa; Arthropoda; Insecta; Hemiptera; Pentatomidae.